AUGGACGAGGCCUUGCUGGGUCGACCGGGCCCCAUGGCUCCGACGGCGUACGGCAUCGGGAUCAGAGGGUACUUGGAUGGACACAACAUGGCGACCAGGGUGCAGCCACAGCCACCGCCAGGAGCGACCUCCGACCGCUGGACCUCCGCCGACAAGAAGGAGAAGCUCGACUCCAAGGAUCCGACCGGCGCCGCGUACGACACUGGCGCGGCUGCUGCCGGCUCUGGUGGCGGCGCCAUGCUGUGGGACCGCACGCUGAGCGAGCUCAAGCUCGAGUACAUGGACCUGGACGAGUUCCUCAGCGAAAACGGCGUGGCCGGCAAGGGCGGCGCCGCGCUGUCACCGCGCCACAAUCCAUUCCGGCAGUCGACGGGCUCUCUGGUGGACCCGCAUCGGCUCGCCCAGGAUCCCGGAGGCCUGCAGCAGCAGUCCGAUGAGCCGGCCCUGGCAGGACCACCAUCCAACGGAGAGCCAGGGUGCACGCAGCAGAGGCUCGCCCACAACGCCUCUGCCAUUCUCUAUCCCGGCCUCGACGCAGCGGAAGGCGCCUGCUACUCCAUGCAGUCGCUGGCCGAGCACUUCCGAGGCGACGAGGCGACGGCCAGGAGGCCCGCGUGCGACGCCAUGGCGACUGGGCGGCGGUCGGGCUCGCCCACCGCCACCGUGGUGCCGAUCGACUGCGGCUUCACCAAGACCGACCUGGCGCUGGCCAACCUGCCUGGCCACGACGACUUCGACCCGAGCCACCACCCGUUCUCCGAGGACGAGCUGAAGCCGCAGCCCAUCGUCAAGAAGUCACGCAAGCAGUUCGUGCCCAACGAGUUGAAGGACGACAAGUACUGGGCGCGCCGCCAGAAGAACAACAUCGCGGCCAAGCGGUCGCGCGAGGUUCGCCGUGUCAAGGAGAACCAGAUCGUACUGAGGGCCUCGUACCUCGAGAAGGAGAACAUCGCGCUGCGCGAGGAGGUGCACAAGCUGCAGCAGGAGAACGACAUGCUUAGGAAACGCCUGCACGAGUACGAGCCCUGACUGCUGGCGCUGCCGGCCGCUCGGACCCACCAGCCGCUGCCGUGGGCUCAGCGCGGCGGCGGUGGCGUCACCGCGGCUGCGUGGGACCAGUGGCAGCAGCCGCCUACGGCGCUGCUGCCUGCCUACGGAUCUCAGCUGUCACCGGCGGCACCUUCGGGGGGCCGG
This is a messenger RNA of Dermacentor silvarum, 1194 nucleotides long. Its product is annotated as thyrotroph embryonic factor. Gene Ontology annotation, biological process: regulation of transcription by RNA polymerase II. Gene Ontology annotation, cellular component: nucleus. Bases 1 to 1029 code for a protein of 342 amino acids. Gene Ontology annotation, molecular function: RNA polymerase II cis-regulatory region sequence-specific DNA binding; DNA-binding transcription factor activity, RNA polymerase II-specific. Lineage: Eukaryota; Metazoa; Arthropoda; Arachnida; Ixodida; Ixodidae. The record is from RefSeq and is a predicted model, not a curated record. The transcript is spliced from 3 exons.